AAUAUGCACCGCCUACCUUCAAAAUGGCCGGUCGUAAAUUCAAUAUAUGUGAAAAUAGAAGAAAUUUGCUAUAAAACUACUAUAGCUAUAAUUUGUGACAAUUAGUGAAUAAAAACGUACUUGUUUAAGAAUUGCUGUGUGAUGUCCAGCAACUUCGUAGUGAAUUCGAAGUUCGUUUCACAAUUGAGUGCAGUUUUCAGGGCAUUCCAUCGCUUCACAUUUGCGGCUCCAAUCACUUUUAUUAGCGAAAUAUCGGCUUCCGGAAAGUAUUGUUAGAACAGCCUGUGGUGAUCCUGUGUCGAUAAUAAAGAAAAUGAGGCGUCGGGCCAGAAGGAGCACUCGGCCAUCUUCAUUAAGAUCACGUAGCAGGCCAAGGAGGAGAAGCAGAAGUCGUGACAGAGGUUAUGGAGGUGGUGGUGGUGGUGGGGGUGGAAAGAGGAGAGGGGAAGCAGGAGCCAACCUGAGGAAGCCCAGAUGGGAUCUCAGCAGAUUGGAGCCCUUCAAGAAGGACUUUUAUGUGCCACACCCUAAUGUCACUGCCAGAUCACACCAUGAGAUUGAUGAUUGGCGUCACAGCAAGGAGAUCACGUUGAAGGGCAAAACCAUACCAGAGCCUGUAAUGACCUUUGAGGAAGCUGGUUUCCCAGAAUAUGUUUUGAAUGAGGUGAAAAAGAUGGGGUUCAAACACCCUACUCCUAUUCAAGCUCAAGGUUGGCCGAUAGCUUUAUCUGGUAGAGACAUGGUGGGAAUUGCAUCAACCGGUUCUGGAAAAACACUGAGUUACAUCCUGCCUGCAAUCGUGCACAUCAACAACCAGCCGCGUCUCUGCAGAGGAGAUGGUCCUAUUGCACUCGUCCUGGCACCUACCAGGGAAUUGGCUCAACAAAUACAACAGGUGGCGCAAGACUUUGGGCAUUCUUCAAGGAUCAAGAACACCUGUGUAUUCGGUGGGGCUCCAAGGGGCCCUCAAGCCAAUGAUCUUGUGGAUGGAGUUGAAAUCGUUAUAGCGACGCCUGGCCGAUUGAUUGAUUUCUUGGAGAGCAACAGGACAAACCUCAAAAGAUGUACGUAUUUGGUGUUGGACGAGGCUGACCGCAUGUUGGACAUGGGUUUCGAGCCGCAGAUCCGCAAGAUCAUCGAGCAGAUCCGUCCCGAUCGUCAGACGUUGAUGUGGUCGGCGACGUGGCCGAAAGAAGUGCAGCAACUCGCCCAGGAGUUCCUCAAGGACUACAUCCAGAUCAACGUCGGUUCUUUGCAGCUCUCCGCCAAUCACAACAUCCUUCAGAUCAUCGACGUGUGCAACGAGUACGAAAAAGAGACGAAACUGAGCACGCUGCUCAAGGAGAUCAUGUCCGAGAAGGAGAACAAGACCAUCAUUUUCAUAGAAACCAAGAAGAAGGUUGACGAAAUCACCAGGAAAAUGAAGAGAGAUGGGUGGCCUGCAGUGUGCAUCCAUGGAGACAAAUCCCAACAAGAAAGAGACUGGGUAUUACAAGACUUCAGAACCGGCAAAGCACCAAUAUUGGUAGCCACUGAUGUCGCAGCCAGAGGUUUAGAGGCACAAAAAGAGACACGGAAUGACACGCGUCACUUGACCGGCUGCGAGCUUGGCGCUGGUAGCGCCGAGUAGUGAUGUUGUCAUUCGUGUUAACGGCAUGUGCCUCGAAUCAGUGAGAGCGAGAGACAGACACAGACACACGGACGAACAGAUCGAGAGUGGGCCUCGUUAGAGCGGUGUUAGCCCCCGUAUUCGAAUGUGUGCGUCUGUCGUCAGCCGCCGCCGGAGCGCCCGCCCGCCCUUUUGGCUGGCUGCCCCGCCCGGCGACCACGAUGCCGCCGCCGUCGAUGACGGCCUUCUUCCUACCAUUUUCAGCCACAUUCCGCUGUGGCCACCACCACCGACAGCCUCUCGCUGUUCCCCCUUUAUUCCUGAUGAUGACUCACUUAUUAUUGACGUGGAAGACGUGAAGUUCGUGAUAAACUUCGACUAUCCGAGCAACAGCGAGGAUUACGUGCACCGCAUCGGCCGAACGGGCCGUUCUCAACGCACCGGCACAGCGUAUACCUUCUUCACGCCCAGUAACGCACCAAAAGCGAACGAUCUGAUCGCCGUGCUCAAGGAGGCCAAACAGGUCAUUAAUCCCAAGCUAAUGGAUAUGGCCGACUGCGUCAGGGGGUAUGGAUCAGGAUCGUCCAGGGGUGGUGGUCGUAGAUGGCGUCGCGGUCGUCGCAGCCGUUCAAGAUCAAGGUCAAAGUCUCCGAAACGUGCUCGUCGCGAUCGGUCGAGAGAGAGACGACGGUCCAGAGGCAGGUCGAGGUCUAAAGAGAUAUCGCGCAGUAGGGACAGAUCUAGGAGUCGGAACAGGUCCAGGACGAGGAACAACAGGUCCAGGUCUAAGGAUAGGAGGUCCAGAUCGAAGGACAGUAGCAGCAGCAGUAUGAGUAGGAGCCGUAGCAGGUCGAUGAGCAGAUCAAGUAGUAGCAGAAGCAGGUCCAGGGAUAGGAAGGAUGGCGUAACUGCAGGUGAUGGCAUCGGAAGGGGCAAGAACUCGCCCAGCAGAUCUCGCUCCCGGUCUUCUGAUCGGUCUAUAGACAGACACAACAGUGUUGCCAAUGGCUCACCUCCUCGUCAGCAACAGCAGCAGCAACCGCAACGGCCUUCUUCACCAACUCGCCAAUACAAUGAUAGUGAAGACCGUCAGCAGCAGCGCCAGCCAGAACAGCCUGCGACUCCUCAAAAGGAAGACGUCAACAAUCACUCGGCACAUCAACAACCAGCCGCGCCCCCUCAUCACGAACAACAACAGCAGCAGCAUCAACCGCCUCCGAAUGUCAUGCAACAACUUCCGCCACCAAUGCAGCAACAGCAAAUCGCCUCCGCUCUGCCUCCUCCUCCUACUCAUAUGAUUCCUGUCAACCAGCAACCAGUGUCACAAGCACAGCCCAUGCCACAGCAGCAUGACUUACAGUAUCAACAUGAGGAAAUGCAGCAGCAGCAUGUAGCGGCGGUUUCUUUAGGUCAAGGCCAAGUUGCGCCGCCACAAAAUUAUCAGCCACCCCCAUCGUUGAGGCAGCAAUUCCCAGGACCACCUCCUCAACAUCAUUUUCCACCGCAACAACAGCACCAUCAUCUUCAGCAGCAGCAAGUACCUCCACAACAGAUGCAUCCGAUGGAACAGCCUCUCCCUCCCCCUCCUCAACAGCAGCCGCUGCCGCCGCCACCACAACCGCAAAUGCUUCCUCAGCAGCAACAACAGCCACCAAGGCCAAUGAUGAACAACCAUUUCGCUGGUCAGGGUCCCCCACCGCCAAUCCCUCAUCAUCAACGAAUGCCCAGGCCCCAGGGACCACCUGGGAGCUACAACCAUCAGGGAGGUUUUAAUCAUCAAGGAGGCGCGCCUGGAGGAGGCAACUUCAGGCCCAGGCAUAGAGGACCACCACCACAGCAAUUUGGCGGAGAAGGCGUGAUGGGUCCGGGGGCGGCGCACGUGCCAGGACAGCAGCAGAUGUUCCAACGGCCCCCGCCGGUCAAUCACCAUCAGCACUUCAACAGGCCGCCAAUGGGAGGUGGAGUAUUACCUGGUGGUGGUGGUGGUGGUGGUGGGUUCAAUCAACCGCCGCCACAACGCAUGUAUUUCCAGUACAGGCCGCAACGGUGAAUCGUCGCAUUUCGAUAACAAAUUAUGAAAGAGCCGGAUGCACAGCACGUUCUUUUUUACAGCAAACGCUCAUCGAGUUUUAUACUGAUAAUUAUACACUGACUAUUGGAAAAAACAUAGUCAAGCAGAUUGGCUUGCCCAGAAGUGAUCCCAAAAUUAAAAAGUCUGAGGAAAUUUUGAUAUACAUUACAGUCAAACAAUGGCUGCAUUAAAAAACCAAUGGAAUAAAAAGCGCUCCCAAAAAGUAACGAAAUAUACGAGAUACAAAAUUUGAGGAUGUUUUUACAUCAAUUCUGCGGUUUUCAUGCUGAUAAAUCUCCAUGUUGAUCUUCCGACUGCCAAAUGAAACCGCAUAUGUUGGAUUUAAUUUUUGCUAACGUUUCGACCACCUCUGUGAUGAUACACAUCAUGAAUUUACCUUAAAUGUAAUGGUGUGAUGGCCAUAUAGAAAUCACAGAGCCAUUCCAUCAAAUGGUCACGUUUUUUUUUUCAAAUGGACAACUAAAUUUGUGACCGUAUAGUUAAAUUAUAAACGUUUAACGAUCUGGUCAGUCACAAUUGAUGAUAUUGUAACGUAAAAUAUCUAUUGAAUAUUUAAUCAAAACCCAGAAUAUGUUUUAGGCUCAUUUAUUGUUGUCCAUCAGGUAAGACAAACCUUUUUAUUACAACUAACAUACAUAUUAACUUUAGGAAAUUAAAAUAAUUAUAUUUAAACUGUAUCAACAUACCAAAAAUUGCACAACAAAUUAUUACCUCGGAGUGACAGCUUUUCCCUUAUUUAUAAUAAUGAAAUUUGCAGAUACAUCAUGUGCAUAUUGUGGAUUAUCAUCAUUGGUCAGGAACACCAAAAUGCGUUUAUAGUGUAUGUUUCAGGUACAUAUGGACCAUGGAGAUUUAUCUGUUGACUUAUUUAUUACAAAUGUCACCUGUAUAUUUGUUUACGAUGAAAUUCCUUAGAUGACAAACGCUGAUGUGAAAGGAACGCACAACAAAUCAAAAUUGAUUCUAAAAAGAGCUUUUGAACAGUUCUUCAUAUAUCCUCAAAAGGUAUUCUUUUCGUGGAUGUUAUAUCCAUUCAAAAAGCAAAAGUUACACUUGUGUAAUAAAAUAUAUUUAUGAUAUUUUAGUCUUUACCGAGACAUUAAUUUUCUUCUGGUUAUCGUUUCAACUUGGUUUGAUAUAGAUGUUCGCCAAGUUUAAUCAUAACUAUUUUCUAACUUUGCAAAUAAAAUGCAUUUCUUUAUACAUUCUAUAAGCUGAAGCCUCAGUGGGUUCUAUUUAGACAGUGUUGUAAAAUAGAAAAUAAAAUUUUGGCUUCCAACAAUUUCAUUCAUAAUUCUCAAACACCAAAUAUAUGUUUGCCUGUUAAAGUUGGAAGUAAAGAACGUUAUUCGUAUUUUUGACGAUCAUUAAAGAAAAAGAAAUUAAUAACUAGAUUAUCAAAAACAUGAUAGUACACAGGAUAAUAACAAAAAAAGUUUUUCAUAAUUUUGUACAAAUCAAAUUGGUGUAGUCAUAUGACUGGCCAUUGUGUUACAAGUUUAUGAAUUUUGCAAUGCUGUGUAGAACCGUGUAUAUAUUUUCAAAACAUUCAUUAUGUUGGACUUUUUAGUGUUAUAAGUUUACAAAAUAACUUUGUAUCAUAAAAUUAUGUUAUAUGAGUAUGUAGUCUCAAGAAUAAAUCAUCUUUCAAAA
This is a messenger RNA of Acanthoscelides obtectus, 5354 nucleotides long. NCBI's taxonomy places the organism in Eukaryota, Metazoa, Arthropoda, Insecta, Coleoptera, Chrysomelidae. The record is from the annotation of a GenBank genome assembly.